Molecule: messenger RNA, 1341 nt
Organism: Anoplophora glabripennis (Asian longhorned beetle)
Lineage: Eukaryota; Metazoa; Arthropoda; Insecta; Coleoptera; Cerambycidae
Product: protein ALP1-like
Exons: 2
Coding region: 1-1341 (446 amino acids)
Source: RefSeq, a predicted model, not a curated record
AUGAGUGCAGUUUAUAAAAGAAGAUUACGGCAGGUGAAGCUAGUCAUUCUAUAUUUGACAUGUCGUCUCAAAAAAGUAUCUAUGUCAACUAAGGAAAUAAAUGAAGUAAAGAAAAAAAUAACUUUAUUGUAUGUGAUUUAUAAACGUUUGAAAAAUAAAAUUAGUGUGAGUAAAGUGUGGGUUAGGCCAGCAUACACCGUAGAGCAACGACUGCUGCAAGGAGACAGUGAUAACCUGCUGGUUUUAUUAAAAACUGACCGCUCAAUGUAUUUCAACUAUUUGAGGAUGAAUGUUGAAACCUUUGAAGCUCUUCAUACUUUGGUAAGGCCUGUAAUUGAAAAAAAAAAAACAGUUGUUCGGGAACCAAUUUCUUCAAUUACACGACUGCAAAUUACCUUGAGGUAUUUGGCUUCAGGCGAUUGCAUGAGGUCUAUAGCUUAUGCUUUUAGAUGUGCUCCAAACACUGUUUCUGAAAUAGUGCAUGAGACAUGCCAAUCUAUUUGGCUUCAACUAAAAGAAUUAGUUUUGAAAAAACCUAGCAGCAAAGAGUGGCUUGAAAUUGCUGAAGACUAUGAAAGUAUUUGGCAUUUCCCGCAUUGCAUAGGAGCAAUUGAUGGAAAGCACAUUGUUAUGCAGGCGCCAGCCAAUAGCGGUUCUAUUUAUUAUAACUAUAAAAGAACUCAUAGUUUCAAUUUAACUGGGGUAGCAGAUUCACAUUAUCGCUUCAUUUUAGUAGAUGUUGGAGCUGCAGGUCGUCGUAGUGAUGCUGGAGUUUUUGCCAAUAGCCUUAUCAAAAACGGACUGGAUACAAAUUCUUUUAAUGUUCCUGCACCAUCUGCUGUAGGCAAUAACUCCAACAACUUGCUUCCAUUUGCUUUGGUUGGAGAUGAAGCCUACCCAUUAGCUACUUACCUGAUGAAGCCAUAUCCAAGAAGUUCGAAUUUGGACAUACGGAAGAAAAUUUUUAAUUAUCGUCUAAGCAGAGCACGAAGAGUAAUUGAAAAUGCAUUUGGGAUUUUGGCAGCACGAUGGCGCAUUUUUCGAAGGCCUAUUAAUAUAUCCGUCUCCAGAGCCAAGAAGAUAGUUUUGGGUACAGUUUGUUUGCACAAUUUUAUAAUUACAAAAGAGUUAGAAAAAGACCAACAACACCGACAGUAUACAAAAUUGUCAACAAUAUCUACUAUCACAAAUGUAUCCAGUGGAAUGAAAGAUAUUCCACAGUGGAAGGACAGAACGAGAAAACAGUCCGCUCAUCGUUACAGAGAAAACUUUGCCGAUUAUUUUAUGAAUGAUGGUGCAGUAGAAUGGCGGUGGGAGAAGGCGGAAAAUAAUGAUUUUUAA